This is a messenger RNA of Argentina anserina (silverweed cinquefoil), 1856 nucleotides long. Its product is annotated as beta-hexosaminidase 1. Gene Ontology annotation, biological process: carbohydrate metabolic process; glycosaminoglycan metabolic process. The record is from RefSeq and is a predicted model, not a curated record. The transcript has 15 exons. Gene Ontology annotation, cellular component: membrane. The coding region runs from base 153 to 1760 and encodes 535 amino acids. Lineage: Eukaryota; Viridiplantae; Streptophyta; Magnoliopsida; Rosales; Rosaceae. Gene Ontology annotation, molecular function: beta-N-acetylhexosaminidase activity.
UUAAACAUGCAUCACGAUCACUUACCACACCACUGUGUUUGUCUCUAGCCAUCAUCAUCUUCUAUUUAUCUUCAUCAUCCUUUUCAAAUGUUCCACCUACUCUAACCCGUCUUCUUAAUCCAAACCUCACUAUCCAGAAACACCAAACGACCAUGAAGACCCUUUUCUUGUUCCUGUUCGUUCUCUCCAACACGCUCUGUUUUUCUCAGGCCAAAGUCAAAGGUCCCAUCACGUAUUUAUGGCCGUUGCCGGCCGAGUUCACCUCCGGCAACGAGACGCUCUCCGUUGACCCGGCGCUGUCGCUCGUCGUCGGCGGGAAUGGGGGGAACUCCGGCAUUCUGAGGGCAGCGUUUGAUCGGUACAGGGCGAUUAUAUUUAAGAACAGUAAUGGGGUAACUGGGAUUGAGAAGAUGAAGGCCAGGAAGGGAAGCUAUGAUAUUAGUAAAGUCAGAGUUGUUGUGCAGUCGGAGAGCGAAGAGCUUAAUCUCGGUGUUGAUGAGAGCUAUACUCUGUUUGUGUUGAGGAAAGAUGGGAAAGCUAUUGUUGGGGAGGCCACUAUUGAGGCAAACACAGUGUAUGGUGCACUGCGGGGGUUAGAGACGUUCAGCCAAUUGUGUACUUAUGACUAUGAAACUAAAUCCAUGCAAGUACAUAAGGCACCCUGGAACAUACGAGACAAACCAAGGUUUGCAUAUCGAGGACUCAUGCUUGAUACAUCAAGGCACUACUUACCAAUUGACGUAAUUAAGCAAGUAAUUGAAUCGAUGGCAUACGCAAAAUUUAAUGUUCUUCAUUGGCACAUCAUUGAUAAAGAGUCAUUUCCUCUAGAAGUACCUUCAUUUCCAAAACUGUGGAAAGGUGCAUAUUCACAGUGGGAGAGAUACACCAUUGAAGAUGCAUAUGAGGUUGUCAACUUUGCAAAAACUAGAGGCAUCAAUGUUAUGGCAGAAGUUGAUGUCCCUGGUCAUGCACAAUCUUGGGGCACUGGAUAUCCUGAUCUCUGGCCUUCCCCUUCCUGUACACAGCCUCUUGAUGUCUCAAAGAAAUUUACUUUUGAUGUACUUUCUGGCAUUCUGACAGAUUUGAGAAAGAUUUUCCCCUUCGAGCUAUUCCACUUGGGUGGUGAUGAAGUUAAUACAUCUUGCUGGGAAACUACUACACAUGUAAAUAAAUGGCUUGAUCAACAGAACAUGACUGCCAAAGAUGCCUACCAAUAUUUUGUUCUCAAAGCACAAGAAAUAGCAAUUUCCAAAAACUGGACACCCGUCAACUGGGAAGAAACCUUCAACACCUUCCCAACAAAGCUUAAUCCAAAGACUGUAGUGCAUAACUGGUUGGGGGGAGGCGUUUGUCCAAAGGCUGUUGAGAAAGGUUUCAGGUGCAUUUUCAGCAAUCAAGGUGUUUGGUAUCUCGACCAUCUAGAUGUGCCUUGGGAUGAAACAUAUAAUGCUGAUCCACUUGAAGGUAUACAUGAAUCUUCCAAGCAAAAGCUUGUCCUUGGAGGAGAAGUAUGCAUGUGGGGUGAGACUGCUGAUCCAUCCAAUGUUCAACAAACAAUAUGGCCUCGAGCUGCAGCAGCUGCAGAGCGCCUGUGGAGCACGAAGCGGUCAACUACUGGAAAAAGUAGUAAUGGAACUGCGCUACCUAGGCUACAUUAUUUCAGAUGCCUCUUGAAUAGGCGUGGAGUUCAAGCCGCUCCAGUUGAAAACUUCUACGCUCGAAGUGCUCCAACUGGUGCUGGCUCAUGUUAUGUUCAGUAAUUCUUCCAUUUUGUCAUAAGUUCAUAUAAUGUAAUUUCGUAUUCAGAAAUGCAACAUUCAUCUGUCUUGAUUAAAUAUAUGUGCCUUUUCAUGAUA